AUGGCAUCCUCCCUUGUUGCCGUCGAGGCUACUCUGCUCCUCUGCAUCCUCGUUGCCCAUGCCCAUGGCUGCUGCGCCAAGAACCACGCGCCUCCUCCUUCCCCGGCCGUCAAGCAACCGCCCUACAGGGCCACUCCUCCUGCGGCCAAUUCCAGCUGGCUCGACGCCAAGGCGACAUGGUACGGCGCACGCCAUGGUGCUGGGCCCGACGACAAUGGUGGCGCGUGCGGAUUCAAGAACGUCAACUUGCCGCCCUUCUCCGCCAUGACCUCCUGCGGCAACGAGCCGCUCUUCAAGGAUGGCAAGGGCUGCGGCUCGUGCUACCAGAUAAGGUGCUUAAAGUCAGAUCAUCCUGCAUGCUCCGGUGUGCCGGAGACGGUGAUCAUCACGGACAUGAACUACUAUCCAGUCUCUCCUUACCACUUCGACCUCAGCGGCACAGUCUUUGGAGCCAUGGCCAAGGACGGCCGCAACGACGAGCUUCGCAAUGCGGGCAUCAUUGACAUGCAGUUCCGAAGGGUGCCGUGCCAGUACCCGGGGCUGGCGGUGAUGUUCCACGUGGAGAAGGGGUCGAACCCGUUCUACAUGGCAGUCCUGGUGGAAUACGAGAAUGGCGACGGCGAUGUGAAACUGCUAGAAAUCAUGGAGUCACGGCCGGACGCUGGCAACGGUGGUGAGAUGGCUCCAACUGGGGAUUGGGUCCCCAUGAAGGAGUCGUGGGGUUCCAUCUGGAGGAUGGAUGCCCGG
Messenger RNA from Triticum dicoccoides, 747 nucleotides. RefSeq names its product expansin-B7-like. Gene Ontology annotation, biological process: sexual reproduction. The annotation marks the transcript as partial. The transcript is spliced from 3 exons. Lineage: Eukaryota; Viridiplantae; Streptophyta; Magnoliopsida; Poales; Poaceae. Gene Ontology annotation, cellular component: extracellular region. The record is from RefSeq and is a predicted model, not a curated record.